Closterium sp. NIES-65 is the source of this 1005-nucleotide messenger RNA. The record is from the annotation of a GenBank genome assembly. Lineage: Eukaryota; Viridiplantae; Streptophyta; Zygnematophyceae; Desmidiales; Closteriaceae.
AUGUCGCCAGCGACUAGCCUUCUGCGACACGCCGCGCGUCCCGUGGUCGCUCGGUCGCUGGAUGCCACGUCAGCAUUGCGUGGCAUCGCCAGCGCCAUCGUAAUGGGUCCGGGGAAUGUUCCUGGGGAAGGGGGAGCGGCGAGAGGCGCAGCGCCUACGACAGCAGCGCCUGAAGCGUCCGCGCGUGUAGCCUCCGCGCCGUUGGCGGAAGGGGAAAACUUCAAGGUGCUCUUCUGUGGAGACGAGUUCCCCGAAGCCUACACCUACUCCGCCGAGCUGCUACACAAAGAGCCCAACAUGGAAGUUUCCUGGCACCCACGGGCCGAAAUCCCGCGGCAAAUCAGGGACUGCCACGUCGUCGUGCCGCGGAUGACCCGGCUGGACGCGGGAACCAUCGCGGAAGCUUCCAAGCUGCGGCUGAUAGUGCAGUUUGGGGUGGGGCUGGAGGGGGUGGAUGUGGCAGCAGCGACGGCGAGGGGGAUCAGGGUGGGGCGAAUUCCGAGUGCUGAUACGGGGAAUGCUGUGUCCUGUGCCGAGCAUGCCAUCUAUCUUGCCCUGGCGCUCCUCAGAAAGCAGAAAGCAGAAGCGCAUGCAGGAGUCCAUUCAGCAGCGGCGCCUGGGGCAGCCCAUCGCCCACUCGCAUUCCCCCUUCUCCCCUCCUCCCUUCAUACCCCUCGCCCUCCUCCCUUCAUACCCCUCGCCCUCCUCCCUUCAUACCCCUCGCUCUCCUCCCUUCAUACCCCUCGCCCUCCUCCCUUCAUACCCCUCGCCCUCCUCCCUUCAUACCCCUCGCCCUCCUCCCUUCCCUCCCCACCACAGAAGCGCAUGCAGGAGUCCAUUCAGCAGCGGCGCCUGGGACAGCCCAUCGGGCAAACCAUCUUUGGCAAGUCGGUGGGUUCGGGGUUUUGGGUUUGGUGCCGAGGUUGGAGUGGGGGGGCUGCAUGCUGCAUGCGGUGUUGCCAGCAUCGGUGUUGCCAACAUCGGUGUUGCCAGGUGGAAAUAUGA